CAUUGAAAUAGGUAAACGGUUUAGUAACCGAGAUGAGUAACAGCGACAAGAACGUUGUGUCGUUAGUAAAAGUUAUUUUUGAAUGUUAAAACUCGUAAAAAUAGACGUUAAAACCUAAAGGAGACUAGCUGAAGCUGAUAAAGAUUUAGAUGGAUAUGUUGGACGUAGUUGUAUAUGUGUAACACUGAACAACUAUGGUGAAAUAAGAUGCCAAGUAAAAUGUCAAAGAAGGUUGCUGGGCUUAUUAUUAGGAGCAGGAAAAACAUUAUGAAAGAUGGCUUCAUUACAUCGGGAAUGGGUGAGCCGAGUGUUUAUCAUGCUGCUGCUGUGAUUUUUUUAGAAUUUUUUGCCUGGGGAUUAUUGACAACUCCAAUGAUUACAGUUUUAAAUGAUACAUUUCCUGAUCAUACUUUCUUAAUGAAUGGAUUAAUAAUGGGAAUAAAGGGAUUUCUAUCUUUUUUAAGUGCACCAUUGGUAGGUGCUCUGUCAGACAUCUGGGGGAGGAAAGUGUUCUUGUUGUUGACAGUCUUUUUCACAUGCUCUCCUAUUCCCUUAAUGAGGAUUUACACAUGGUGGUACUUUGCUAUGAUAUCAAUAUCAGGCAUAUUUGCUGUAACAUUUUCUGUCGUGUUUGCCUAUGUGGCAGAUGUCACAGAAGAGCAAGAAAGAAGUUCUGCAUAUGGUUUGGUUUCUGCCACAUUUGCAGCCAGCCUAGUCACCAGCCCUGCCCUAGGAGCCUACCUCUCACAGACUUAUAGUGAUAAUCUAGUGGUAGCGCUGGCAUCAGCCAUAGCUCUGUUGGAUUUUUUUUUCAUUCUGGUAGCUGUACCAGAAUCCCUACCUGAAAAAUUGCGACCUACGUCCCGGGAGGAAAGCAUAACAUGGAAGCAUGCUGAUCCUUUCUCUGCACUUCGGAAGGUUGGGAAAGAUCAGAUGAUCUUGAUGCUGUGUAUGGCAGUAUUUCUUUCUUACCUACCAGAAGCUGGCCAGUACUCAUGUUUCUUUGUUUACUUAAGAUUGGUAAUGGGAUUUUCAGCUGAAGAAGUUGCUUUAUUUAUUGCAGUAGUUGGUCUCCUCUCUGUAGUGGCACAGACUAUGGUCUUGACUCUUCUGAUGAAGACACUAGGAAACAAGAACACCAUCAUGGUUGGGCUCUUCUUCGAGAUGCUUCAGUUGAUGUGCUACGGCUUCUGUUCUCAGAGAUGGAUUUUGUGGGCAGCUGGUGGAUUUGUUUCAAUGUGCAGUAUUACUUACCCAGCUAUCAGUGCUUUUGUCUCAACACGUGCAGAAAUUGACAAACAAGGAGUGGUCCAAGGCAUGAUUACAGGAAUGAGAGGGCUAUGUAAUGGAUUAGGUCCUGCUGUCUACGGGUUGAUCUUUUAUCUCUUUCAUGUGGACUUGAGUGAAGAAACUGCUAGAAGAGAUCUACCUGAUGGAACUCAGAAUAAUGAAUAUUCCAAUUUCACAAGAAUGCUCAAUCCAGAAGAUACUCAGCUGGUCCCUGGACCACCUUUUGUGUUUGGAGCCUUUCUUGUGAUGGUUGCUUUGUUGGUUGCUGCUUUUAUUCCCGAGUCUCAUCCAGUUGGUCACAUACACCAGCAGUCUUCAAUUUCUGCUGACAGUGAUCCAGAUAUUGUUCACAAGUGUACAGAUGGAGCGCAGCCUCUUCUACAAGACUCAGUUUCUUUAUAGCAUAUUUCAUAAACAAUGUUUAAUUAGUUUGUGCUGUACAUAGUGAUGUAGGGUAUUAAGAUGAAAUGAUGAGCAGCUAUAAUUAUGAAAACCAAAAUAAAUCAUUUCACUUUUUGUUGAAUCAUCAGAUGGCUGCCACAGUAUAUAGAAGUAUAAGUAGUUGAAGUGAAUUGUUAAUAGAAAGACUAAGUCUAUAUGCAUUAUUUAAACCAGAUGUGAAUGACUGGUGUUGCAUGUCUCAAUGUAUCACUGGAAAACCUUUUUUCUUAACUAUUUUAACAUUAUGUGUAAGAACACAUGCUCACUUGAAAAUUUUAGUAAUAUCUUCAUUUAAGUGUUAUUGUGAAACCUAAAUAAACACAAGAAUUAACAUUACAGUA
Molecule: messenger RNA, 2072 nt
Organism: Limulus polyphemus (Atlantic horseshoe crab)
Lineage: Eukaryota; Metazoa; Arthropoda; Merostomata; Xiphosura; Limulidae
Product: hippocampus abundant transcript 1 protein-like
Exons: 13
Coding region: 208-1692 (494 amino acids)
Biological process (GO): transmembrane transport
Cellular component (GO): membrane
Molecular function (GO): transmembrane transporter activity
Source: RefSeq, a predicted model, not a curated record